AUGGGUGAGACUGAUUUGAAGUCUUCUUCAAUUUGGCAAGAAAUUGAACAGUCUGAGAGCUACUUAGUUUGUUCAAUGUAUGAAAAGGCAGCAACUUUAGCUUCUUCAAUUAUAGAACGAAUAAAAGACAGCAACUUUGCUGAUAAUAAUGAAGAUUUUGAUGAGAUUGAGGUAGUUGACAUGUUGGAAUCAGCUGGCAUGGUGUUUGUUCAGGCUUUGAAUCAACUUGGCAGGAGAUCAAAGAUUUUGAAUGAGCUUAAAGUGCUGUUUGUUUCUGCUACAGCUAUUCCUGUUCAAGUUCUUCUCACAGGGGCAUGUUUUCAGAUAUCAGGAUCUUCAUCUGCUGGUGUCCGAGAGUUUCUUGAGGAGUUCCUCAGCAACUGGAGUUUAAUGGAUGGGAAAUACUAUGUUCUUGUUGGUGCGGAAGCAGAUGUUGAUGUCCAGGAAGGAUGUGAUGGGAGGUAUGUUUUGGGAGUUGAUAAGUAUAUGGAGGUUGUUGAAGUCUAUGCUGUGACACUUCUUGGCACGACUCUGAAAGAUUUGGACAGUGCAAUCUCAUGGGUCGAAAAAGCUGCGUUACCUGAUGAAAGUCGACAGGUACUUUUGAGGCGACUGCACUCUUUAUAUUCUCUCAAAGGCAACAAUUCAUCACAAGGCUCGGCAGUUUUGCCAGAAAAUAACCAUGAAGCUCGUUAUUCUUCGUCAAAAGAACUAAAUGGUUUUGAGGGAUCUCCAAAAGGAUUAGAAGCCAAUUACCAGCCUAUUGGGGAGAACAAUACAAAACAAACAAUUUUGAAGCUGGCCAGGCGUGUAGAUCCAUGUUUUUGGUGGUUCCAGUCAAUCAAUUUGAAGUUUGGGAAUGCUCGAGUGGUGAUAACAAAUGGGAAAAUUCUUCUUGGAUGUUUCAUCCUUCUUGCAUAUUAUGUUCUCCGGAGGAAAGGGGCUACUUUGAAUGGGAUUGUUAGAAGGCAAGUUUCAGCUGCAAAGAAGGCUUUGCUAGACUUGUGGCAGCUUGCAUUUUCCUAUCAAGUAAACCCUCUAGCUGCAGUUCAACCUCUCCCUACUGCAACACGAGGAGGCCGGUGA
Molecule: messenger RNA, 1086 nt
Organism: Dovyalis caffra
Lineage: Eukaryota; Viridiplantae; Streptophyta; Magnoliopsida; Malpighiales; Salicaceae
Source: the annotation of a GenBank genome assembly